CGAGGAUUUUCUGAAUCCCCAACCCCCACCACAUGCAUCGUACUAUUCCAAUCUCAAGCAAAGCGUCAAGACUGCCCAUGACUUCGAAAAUGGGCAAUAAAGACUAUUAUAAAGGCACGCGAGCGGCAUUCGUUCCUGGAGGACAUAGGACGGGAGCCCCGGGGAAACAUAUUCGAAAGGGGAAGGGCGACUAUCGUUUAAUAGAUGAGCACGUGCGAUUCUUUGUCGCGCCGCCGCUGGCCAACAUUCUCGCGUCUCCGCUUAAACCAUACGUUUACAGUAAAAUUGUAUCUGGACCAAACCGUGCUGUAUAUGGGAAGCUGGACAAGAGUGGAUUCGAUGGCUUCCGAUACCUUCAACUUGCACGUCUUCAGCAGCCCGGACAUGAAGCAUUUGUAAAAUAAGUAUAUAUGCUCAAUCUAAAACGCCAGUGUGCCGGUGGUGGCCUGAUCCAUUGCCCUGUGGCGUCGAGAUGACAUCGCAGUGUG
Cantharellus anzutake is the source of this 488-nucleotide messenger RNA. RefSeq lists its product as uncharacterized. The coding region runs from base 33 to 404 and encodes 123 amino acids. Gene Ontology annotation, cellular component: mitochondrial large ribosomal subunit. The record is from RefSeq and is a predicted model, not a curated record. Gene Ontology annotation, molecular function: structural constituent of ribosome. NCBI's taxonomy places the organism in Eukaryota, Fungi, Basidiomycota, Agaricomycetes, Cantharellales, Hydnaceae. The transcript has 3 exons.